This is a messenger RNA of Penaeus monodon (black tiger shrimp), 276 nucleotides long. Its product is annotated as guanidinobutyrase-like. NCBI's taxonomy places the organism in Eukaryota, Metazoa, Arthropoda, Malacostraca, Decapoda, Penaeidae. Gene Ontology annotation, molecular function: metal ion binding; agmatinase activity. The record is from RefSeq and is a predicted model, not a curated record.
GACCGCUACGGCACUGUCUGCCUCCUCCACGUCGACGCCCACAACGACGUCAGUGACUCGAUGCUGGGAGCGAAGAUCACCCACGGCACGCCCUUCAGGAGAGCGGUCGAGGAGGACCUUAUCGACCCGAAGGCUACCGUGCAGAUAGGCCUACGCGGUUCCUCUUACACUGUGGAUGCGCAUGCGUGGCAGAUAAGCAAGGGCUUCCACAUUGUCCAAGCGCACCAGUGUUGGCACAAGUCCCUGGAGCCUUUGAUGAAAGAAGUGAAAGCAUAA